AUCAAUUCAAAAUGAACAACUCCACUCAGGACUGCUCUGAUAGCCUUCAAUAUUCGUCCUUGUUUAUCGUACUUGCGUCUGUAAGUACCGUUUCUGGUGCAAUUUGUGUCUUUGGAAACUCUAUAGUUUUAUGGACGAUUUAUARGACAAAACGACUUCGCUGCGUGUCAUAUUAUCUCAUUGCUUCCCUUGCACUGGCAGAUGACAUGGUGGGCAUUGUUCUUAACCCAAUGUUAACAGUUAGGAUUAUACUUUAUAGCUAUUUACAGUACAGUAUCGAUUUGCCAAAAACCCUAGACAUCGCGGAGGAUUUUCUCUGGAUUCAAGGACUACUUGUAUCAACUUUUAGUCUCGCUGCAAUCAGUAUUGAUCGACUUGUAGCCAUUAGGAAAAGUCUUCAUUACAAAGCCAUYAUGACAACAGAACGAUGUCGAAUCAUGAUGAUAUUCACAUGGACCRCACCGACGUUCAUCGCCUGUUUUCGCAUUUUUUUAMAGUCUGAGGAUCACAAAUGGCUUUGGUUAUCGACAAUAAUACUAGCUGUCUGUUUUCCUCUCAGUAUAACUACUGUCAGUCACUUGAAGAUAUUCAGAUCAGCUCAAAAGCAAGCCAGACGACAUGAUGCAGAAAAUAUCAAAAAUACUAAAGCAGCUAGUACAAUGGCGAUAAUAAUUGGUGUGUUUAGCGUCACGUAUUUCCCUUGUAUUGUUAUCGCUUGCAUCCAUGCAUUCAAAAAGAUGAAUCAUUGUGAUUUGCUAAGACUUCGUACUACAGCCUGGCCAUGGGCAUCGUGUAUUGCMUAUGCAAGCAGUGCAGURAAUCCUUGGAUAUAUUCCAUGCGAAUAAGCGCUUUCAGACACGCAAGCAAGAAAGCCUUYGGCCGRGACUCAAAAAGAAACGAAUUUGGACUCAAAUGACUUUUAACUUUUCUGUCUUUGUCUUGUCUGUGAUUACCCCCAGUUCAAAAUGAAUUSAAAAAUCUUUUCUAUARCCAGUCCCCUUAAAAAUAUUUCUCUUUUUUGAUUUAAUAAAAAUAAAGAUCACAAUGAAUAAAUGUAUUCAAAAAGARCAGUUUGAUUAUA
This is a messenger RNA of Exaiptasia diaphana, 1082 nucleotides long. Its product is annotated as adenosine receptor A2a-like. Gene Ontology annotation, cellular component: membrane. The coding region runs from base 12 to 917 and encodes 301 amino acids. Gene Ontology annotation, molecular function: G protein-coupled receptor activity. NCBI's taxonomy places the organism in Eukaryota, Metazoa, Cnidaria, Anthozoa, Actiniaria, Aiptasiidae. Gene Ontology annotation, biological process: G protein-coupled receptor signaling pathway. The record is from RefSeq and is a predicted model, not a curated record. The transcript has a single exon.